GUCCGGCGGAGCGGCGGUCGCUUCCGGCCGACCGGACGCCGUGGAGGCAGCGGAGUUCCGAGACGGUCUCCAGUGCGGUGGGGGCGUGCCGGUCGUCCUGCGCGUGGGGGGAGCUCGCGGAGCCGGCCCGUGGGAGCACGGUGAGGCGGGGCGAGCGGCAGCCGAGGGCGGCCCGAGCCGGCGAGCGGGGCGCAGUCCCCUCCUCGGCUUCCGCAGGGCCUGGGAUAAACACCCUGGUUGGUGGGUGUUCUGUCGGUGUUCUCGGUCGGCGGGACUAAUGGACAGAAACUGGCACGGGAGGACUUUCAGGCGUCUGUGGGGUGCAGCUUGAGACAGGUCUCCUGUCCCGGGGCUGUCCGGUCUCUUGCCUCCGCAGCCGUCGUUAGAGCCCUGCUCUUCCCGACUCUCUGGGAUUUGUCUUUCCCGAGCUGGCCAUGGAUGCUUCGACUCAGCCUCCCACACCCACUUCACCGAGUUGCAGCCUAACCUCACGGACAAUCCACAUCGAGUUCCCUCACCAUAGCUCUUCGCUGCUAGAAUCCCUGAACCGCCACAGGCUGGAGGGGAAGUUCUGUGAUGUGUCCCUCCUGGUUCAGGGCAGGGAAAUUAGGGCUCACAAAGCAGUGCUGGCUGCCGCCUCUCCUUACUUCCAUGACAAGCUGCUUUUGGGGGAUGCGCCCCGACUCACCUUACCCAGUGUCAUUGAGGCAGAUGCUUUCGAGGGACUGCUUCAGCUCAUCUAUUCAGGGCGCCUCCGCCUGCCACUGGAUGCUCUCCCUGCCCACCUCCUUGUAGCCAGUGGCCUGCAGAUGUGGCAAGUCGUGGAUCAGUGCUCAGAGAUUCUUCGAGAACUGGAAACGUCAGGCGGUGGAAAUUCAGGCGGCGGAGGAGCCGCCUGCCACACACUGCUUUCCACAACCCCUUCAGGAAGCUGGUGCAUUCGCUCUUCCUCUUUCCAGAACCCAGCGCAGUCCUCCGCUUCCACAGAGAACUCUGCCUUCGCCGAGAACCUCGUCGGAGGGGAGAAGAGUGAGCUGGAACAGGUGCUACAGAUUCAGGUGAAGGAGGAGGAGGAGGAGCAGGGGUCGGCAGCCCACCUCUUCCAGACUCAACCCCAGAGACUACCCGAAGAGUUUCCCCCAGCUUGUGGAUCCCACCCCCUGCCUGCGUCUGCUUUCCCCAGCAUGUCUCCGGAGGACCAGAGUUCAACCCUUGAGUUCCCUGCCCCUCCUGUACAGGCUUCCCAUGUCAUAGAGGUUAAUCUGGACCCCCUUAUGUCUGUGGAGAAGACAUCAGGAAGUAGGGCUGUGCCCCGAGGAGCGAAGGAGGGGACCAGAACUCUUUCUGAAGCAGACUCUGAGGGAAAGGGAGAGCUAAGAUACCUGCUGUCCUCAGGAGGAGGAGAAACAUCGGGCUCAGGAGAUCCGUCCUGGAAACCAGUGGACCUUCAUGGGAAUGAAAUCAUGUCCGGAGGGCCCGGAGGAUCAGGACAAGCUAUGCAUGGGCCUGUGAAGCUGGGAGGGACGCCGCCUGCAGAUGGGAAGUGCUUUGCUUGCUUGUGUGGAAAGCGCUUCGCGGUGAAGCCCAAACGAGACCGGCACAUCAUGCUGACCUUCAGCCUUCGGCCCUUUGGCUGCGGCGUCUGUAAUAAACGCUUCAAGUUGAAGCACCACCUCACAGAGCACAUGAGGACCCACGCCAAAGCUCUGGAUGCCUGUCCCCACUGCGGCCGACGCUUUCGUGUCCACGCCUUUUACCUUCGCCACCGGGACUUGUGCAAAGGGCAGGGUUCAGGCACUGCCCACUGGACUUACAAAUGACAGCUAGCGCUCUGUACUGACUUGUAGGAGAAGUAGCCACUGCUGCUGCCGGGCUCUCACCCGUCACCACCUCGGUCCUAGAUUGCAUAGUCCAGGAGGUUAUAUAGCUUGUGAACCCCUUGCUCUUGGGAUGGGCCUCACCCUGGUGUACUCGGAAGCUCAGGUUUCUCAGUACAGCUGUUUGUUGAACAGACUGUAGGAAAGUCAUAUUUUUGACCAUUCACCCUAAAGGGCCUCUUUUGUAUUGGUAGCCAGUGAGGAAACCAUUGACUUAGAUUAGGUUGGUGAGCGAAGAGUUGGAACAAAAUGAACUAGUAACUUUACUUCCUCUUCACCAGGAGGUAAGGGAGCUGCUCUCCGACUAGGAAUGUAUUUGAUUCAGAGCGCAAGUAAUUGUCAGACUAAGCCCCAAGCAUCCCCCCGCACACACACACACACUGUUGGCAGCGUUCUGUUUCUAUACUUCUUCCUGCUGUUUCUUUCUAGAAGCUUUCUAGAUUGUACUUUGCUUUCUCACCAGUAGACACCUCCCCCAAAGUCCUUCUAAAAAUGUACUUGAACACGCAGCAGGUGUGGUUGCACACACCUGUAAUCCCAACACAUUGUGAGGCAGGGGCCGAAGAUCUCUGUGAGCUCCAGACCAGCCAUAACAAGUUCCAAGCCAGUUGGGGCUACACAGUGAGCACUUUAACACACUGAGCAUCUGUGUGAGUCUACCCCCCCACCCCGCGCGCCCCCCCGCCAGAGGUUACUCCUUCAACAGCCUUUGCUCUGUCUUCCUUUGACGACCACUGACAGCUUGCGUGUAACCACAGUGACAGAUGUGACCCGUGAACUCAGGAGAUGGCAACUGUCAUAAAAUGCUCUCAGGGUAGCCCCAUUGCUCGCUGAACAAAUUGCCCUGAUUAGGACUCAGGGUUGAGACCACACGUGGUAAAUUCUGCAGAAUAACUAACUGAACAGAGGACGGUACUGCCUCCCUCUCCCUCCCACCCACAUUUGAUGGGAAGAAAUGCUUAUAAAGCAGAAGGGAGCUGAUGGAGUUAAAGUUGCUUAAUUUAAUUGCUUUUUUUUUUUUUUUUUUUUUGAGACAGGGUUUUGUGUAGCUUUGGAGCCUGUCCUGGAAUUUGCUCUGUAGUGCAGGCUGGCCUCGAACUCACAGAGAUCCACCUACCUCUGCCUCAGAGUGCUGGGAUUAAAGGCGUGUGCCAUCACCGCCGGGCUUAAUUUCAUUGCUUAAUAAACUCUUGCGUGAAAUCUAAAUUGACGGCAGCCUAGAUUGAGUGAUUUCUGUGGAGGAGGUGUGAGAGCAGAGCCCAGGAGGUGAGUGUUCCUUUGCAGUGGUUAGGCGUUGGUGGAAGAAUCCUAUUGGUUUCCCAGUACAGCUGGAGAAUGCUGGCUGGACCCAGGCUGCCCCACAGCUGAGGAACCGCAGGUAAGGCACUUUACGUUUCAGGGGUUUUGCUUGAGACCUCAUCUUACUGUCUGAUUCAGCCUGGCCUCAAACUUAUGAUCCUCCUUCCCAACCCCUUGAAUACUAGGAUUACAAGUGUAUACCACCAUGCCUGGCUUAUGCCACUUUUGUUUUUUUUUUUUUUUUGGAUUUUCGAGACAGGGUUUCUCUGUAGCAUUUUGGUUCCUGUCCUGGAACUAGCUCUUCUAGACCAGGCUGGUCUCGAACUCACAGAGAUCUGCCUGCUGCCUCUGCCUCCCGGGUGCUGGGAUUAAAGGCGUGCGUCACCACUGCCCGGCAUGCCACUUUUUGAUAGGGUUUGAGUUCAUAAUAUUAAUGUAUUUUCUGACAUCUUGCAUUGGGCAUAGUGCUGGAUGGUACUUUGGUUUAUUCUACAGAUCUUAGAACAGGGCAGUGUGCUAACCUGAUUUCCUUCACUGGGAAAGGGUCUCAGCAGAUAAGAGCAGUCACUGCCCAAACAUGACAGCCUGAGUUCAGAUCCCAGCACCCACAGAACAAAAGCCGGGUGUUGGACUGACAGGAGGAGUCAGUAGGUGCCUUCUAAGAAGCCAGAUAACCUGAGUCUGCGCCCCAGAACCCAAUGGUGGAAGGGGAGAACUAACUUCUGCAAGUCGUCCACAGACCUUCACAAGCAUGCCAUAGCACAUGCUUGCACACACAGACACACAAUUUAAAAAAGAUUUUACAAAAUGGGAUUUUUGUGGCUAAGCAGGUGAAGUACAGCUUGGAAUUUUCAAACUCUCAGAUGGACCAUGGUCUUACGCACUUGGUGAGGAGUGUAUUCCUUGGGAAAGGCAGUAGUGGUGGUGCCUUGGAUCAACCACAGGCCUACCCACCUGCUUGGCAUGCAUUAGGUAGGUGGCUGUAUUCCUUGCUAUCUUGGUUCCGUGGGUUGCAAGCACAGGAAGUUGGCUCUGGAUAGCCUUACUGAGGUGACUUUAUAGAAGAAUAGAAACGGCGGCACUGAGGCGCCUGUGGAAGAUCAAGUCCUCUCAUAGCUCAUGGAGCCCGCGACCCAGGGCAUAGACCCUACUGAGACAACUUGUCCUGGGGCGGGCGUGGGUUCCCACGGGCUGGUGAAAGACGGACAGAUGCAUCUCAAGGAGGGUAGGUCUUCAGCUGCAGCGGGGCUCAGCCUCUGUGGACUGAGAUGCUUUCCCUUCCCCACAGCUUCCUUAUUGUUCUCCAGUUUAAGCCUUAGCAAGUUCGUUUCCAUAUCCUCAAAACAUCUCAGUUAAGCUUCCGAGAGACAAUGGCAAAUACAAACUCUCAACAAGGGAUACCUUGGUUUUCUUGGUUUUCCCAGCCUAGUUUUGCAUAGGCUUUGCAUCUUUGGGAACCAGCACCUUU
Molecule: messenger RNA, 4644 nt
Organism: Alexandromys fortis (reed vole)
Lineage: Eukaryota; Metazoa; Chordata; Mammalia; Rodentia; Cricetidae
Gene: Zbtb9
Product: zinc finger and BTB domain containing 9
Exons: 1
Coding region: 435-1820 (461 amino acids)
Biological process (GO): regulation of transcription by RNA polymerase II
Molecular function (GO): protein binding; DNA-binding transcription factor activity, RNA polymerase II-specific; RNA polymerase II cis-regulatory region sequence-specific DNA binding
Source: RefSeq, a predicted model, not a curated record